AAUAUCACGAGACCGGAAAUUCCGCUUGUACUUUCUUUUUCUUAAAAAGGAAGUGAUGGCCUGAACGCGUCGUUAUUAUAGUGAGGGCAGUGAACGAGGAAACAUGUCUUUCAACCACUAUGUUUUGCCUGGUGGUACAGGCCCCCAAGCAAAUUUUAUGAGACAGAUGGUCCCCGGGAUGCCAAUGCAGGUCACACAAUUUCCCCAGCAGGUGCGGCCGGUUGGAGAUUUUAAUCCUGUCCCUCAGUUCCAAAUCCAACACCAGACACAGAUUCCCCAUCAGCUUCAGUACCAGCACCCAGUGCAACAAUACCCAUUUAUGCAGUACCAGCAACCGAUGCAACAGAUUCAGCCACCUGUUGCUCAUGCAGAAGUUUACGAACCACCGCAACCAUUGCCAACCGUGCAACAACAACCAAUGGCGCAACCCCCACCUUCGCAAUCCUCAUCUUCGGUACAGGAUUUUAACCAAUCCAUUGUCAGGAAAUCCAUUGAAAUUCUCUGUCAGUGCAAGAAACCAAUGUCAGCGACUGAACUCUCCCAACAACUGGGUUCACAAAUUGUGCGACUGAGUGAAAAACAGCUGAUUGAAGUUCUGAGUAAUUACCCCAACAAUUUUACUAUUUAUGCAAAGGAAGGAACUGAAGACUACAUUUUGACUGUUUGCACAAAGUUGGGUCUGUGUAAAGAACACUGCUCCAAGCAGGGCCAAUGUCCUGGGAUACCAGUUUGUGAUGGUUUACAUAUUUGUAAGUUCUACCUAUUGUCCAAUAGCUGCAGGGUUGAAAAACAGGGGAAAAACUGUCUGUUUGGCCAUGACUUAACAUCUCCUCACAACAUGUCAUUGUUAAGACAGAACAUGUUAGAGCAUUUAAGUGUACACAGCAUCAAAAAUCUGUUUCGUACUACUGAGAGUCGAGGAAGGACAACAAUGCCAAGCAUAUGCAAGUUUUAUAACAUCAAUGUUGGAUGCCGUGCACAGGAAGAUGGAAAGUCAUGCCCUUAUUUACACAUCUGCAAAUUUUAUGUCAUAGGACAGUGUAGAUUUGGAAAGAGAUGCAAGAGAGGUCAUGAUGUUUUUGAUCCACAAGUUAAAGAAAUCCUGACAAAGUACGGCAUUAAUACUAACAGAACUCCCAAGGAGCUUCUGCAGGAGAUUCGUAACGUGGAGUUUGAUGUGUUUGAUGAUGCUAGCAGCCAGACCUCUGCACAGAGUAAAGAUCCGUACAGAACAGGAGUAGAUUCGGAUAACGAGGACCCGUCUGAACUGGACGAAUCUUCGUCGAGUUCUUCCCCUGAUGACCCACCUGCCGACAUUUGUAUAUUUCACCUGAGAGGACGCUGUGCAUUUGGCAAAAGCUGUCGUAAAUCUCACAAAAGUAUGACAUACCAGUGGCAGUACCGCAAGAAGGGCCUGAACCAGUGGGAUGACUUUCAACGUGAUCACAAUUUCGAAGUAGAGUGCAACUUCAGCGAUGUUAUUAGGAGCGAGUGUUACAUCAAAACUGACUCUGGAAUACUGAAGUUGGACUUUGACACAAUGGAUGCCGUCCUACUGGAGAAGAACCAGAUCGUGGCCCAGAUGUUUAUACGCCGGCUGUCCACCCCAUCAUCUGAAGUGGAAAAGUUCCAACCAUUGGCCACUGUGUGGAAGUGGUUCUGGCAGAAUAACGACGAAAUCUGGGAGGAGUAUGGACAAGCAAAUUACCCAGCGAACAGAUAUCAGUCUUCAGUGGACAGCUCUAGCAUGGAGCAGAACUUCUUGAAGAACCCGACUGGACAGCUCCAAUUCAGUACCAUGGGUUACAAAUAUGUGAUGGACUUUGAGCAGUUGCUACAAAAGAACAGCGAGAACGGCACGGAGAGGAAAGUCCGAAGAAGGCCAGUGUAUGUGGAUGAGAAAGAAAUGGAGAAAAACAAGAAAAAGGCACCAGAAGCAGGCUCGCAGACAGGAAAAGUGGUCUCCAUGGUAACGGGUCCUGCACUGAUUCGCCCAAUGCAGAAUUAUAUCCCAGCAGAGUGGGAGAUUCACCAGAUUCGGAUGGGAGGACAGCAGCAUGUGAUAGAGCACUUCCAGAGGACAGUGAUAACUGGGGACAAUACACCGAGAAUAGCAGAGGAAGUGAAGAAAAUCAAGGAGUUGUUCUACCAGACCAUGUCCCCCAAUCAGUACAUCACCUGUAUAGAGAGGGUGGAGAAUGGAGAGUUAUGGAUGAACUAUGUCAGUAAGCGUGAGAAAAUGAGCAUGAAGAAGCGGUCAGGUGAGCUGAACGAGAGAAGGUUGUUCCACGGCACAUCCAACAAGUACAUCGAUGCCAUCUGUAGGCAGGGGUUUGACUUCAGAUUCAGCGGUCAGUCAACUGGUACCAAGUAUGGGAAGGGUAGCUACUUUACAAAGAGCGCCAAGUUUGCGGACAGCUACACUGACAGGAGCCGAGACAAGGAGAUGUUUCUGGUACGAGUAGUAGCAGGGGAUUUCACCAUAGGGCACAGCAGCAUGGUGCGACCGCCCCACAAGUCCCCGAGUAACCCGUUUGACCUGUUCGAUUCUUGUGUAGAUGACAUGAGGGAUCCCAACAUUUUUGUCAUUUUCACGUUUGAUCAGGCGUACCCCGAGUACGUCAUUAAAUACAGAUCAUAGUCUGUUUCUUUGUGAGUAUAAAAAUUUGGCCAGCUAAUUAAGGUUGUUAAUCAUGAGGUCCUUUACGAUCUGUUGCGAUUUGACUUAAGAAUUACUCUACUUCACAUGUGUAUUUGAGAUUUAAUUGAUGAUUAUAUCCGGGACAUCAUUAUAUUAAAACCCCCACUGUAUUUGCCCCAGUAAGCCCUCGAGCCCAUAAGCAUGCUACAUGUACUUACACCUGCGUGUAUUUUCAGUCUGAAGUCUUAUGCUUUGCUCAAGUGUAUGCAAGAUAUAUGGGAGUCCAGAUUCCUUUAGUUUUGUUUCGUGUAUAUGUAUCAUAGUUUUCAAGCUGAUAUUGCCUAUUAUUUUGCUGUUUGUCCACCUGUAUAGAUAUUGCCCAUUAUUUGUCCACCUGUAUAGAUAUUGCCCAUUUUUUGUCCACCUGCUUAGAUAUUGCCCAUUUUUUGUCUGUCCACCUGCAUAGAUAUUGCCCAUUUUAUAUCUAUGCAAUAAAUGUUUGACUAUGUCAGUUAAUGCAGUCAUGCACUUCACAUCCUCUGCUUUUUUUUCAUUCAAACUUUAUACAAAGAAUCUAUGAGCAAAAGUCAUUCACAUUUUUUGACUUCAAAUAUGAUUUCAUCUUUGAAGUAAGGAUCAUUAGGAAAUAGCAAUAAUACUGUUUUGCCAUUACAAAGAAAUGUAGAUAUGCUGGAACACUUACUGGGGUGAAUAUGGUAUUAUGCCAUUGGGGGGAAAAGUCCUUUGCCUCGAGAAUCCACUGUGACUCAAGCUUUAUUUUUAAAUUGAAACCUUUGGUGUAACAAGCACAAUAAUUUAAGGUUCCCUGGUUAUAUGAUCAUUUUUUAAAUACACAUGUCCAAGAAAGUAAUUUUUGUUUCUGAUUGUGUGGCUUUUUUAUAGAUGAAACUUGAUUUGUUUACAUGAAGAGACAGACAUCAUUGUAGGUCUGUCUGCUGGUUAUGAAUGAGUUUGGAACAGUAUUAUUUAUCCACAUUUUCACCAUGUAUUUAUUUCCAAAGCAUAGAAUUUUGUCUGUUGGAACAAAAAAAAAAUUGUUUUAUCAUGUUUUUUGUUUUUAAAACUACUGAUGAAAAAUUUAUUCAUUUCAUGUCGCAUCUAGUAUAUUUAUCCCGUUAUCCAAUGAUAUUGUUUGAAUGAAAGAAAGACGUGAAUUGAUAUUACAUACCUUGCCACGAAACCCCAGAAACAUUUGGGCUGUGUGUAGGUGGGGUAUAGUAAUGCACUAUUUAUAUUUGGAUAUGAUGAUCAUGCAUUCGUGUCCUUUUCUGAAGAUUCCUUUCAUCACAUUUGUUGUACACAUAGUAAUGUUGUGUGUGAGAUUUGACACAUCAUUUGUUUUGUUCAUCAGAGGUAUGUGAUAGAUUGAAUUGGUUCAGUUUCAGUCCGAAUAAUUUUUCAUUAUGUAUGAAGAAUUUUAUUUUAUUUUUUAUUAUAUGAUGUAUAUUAAUUCUAAUGGAACUUUGAAGUUAUCUAAAUGAAGCAUCUGUGAAAUAAAAAAAUGUAUGUUACAUUAUUUAACAUUGGGACUUACAUAACCUUUAAAAUGCUUUAAAACAAUCAAACCUUUGUCAAAACUGUCCAAAGUUCACUUUCUGAAUGCUUCAAAUUUCCAUGUCAUGUACAAUCAGUUCUAAAUUUGCAUUAGAUAGUUAUACAUAUCUGUAUAGGACAAAACAUUCUGUAAAAAAAAAAAAAAGAAAAACUGGCUUAAAAAAAAACAAAAGAAAAAAGAUGGAUAAAUGUGUAUUUUGUACCCAUGGAAACUUCUUUGGUUCCUUGUACAUGUAUGUUGCAGAAUUCACACAUGAUUGUCCAAUGGUGUAUGUGAGUGUAUGUGUCUGUUAGACAUGUAGUGAUUUUUUUUAAUUGACAUUGUAUGGCAUUAAUCUCCUAUGUACAAUACUCUUUUUAAUUUCGUACCUUUAUUUUUUAUGCGUACAAUCAUAUAUUAUAAUGUCCAUUGUAGCAUGUACUAUUCUUAACUGGAGGGUUAGUUGUGUGAAUUGAAUUCCAUUUUGCCUAAUUACUAUUCCUGCACUGAUGAAAACUGAAGGCAUUUGGCUUGGAUAGGUACUUCCACAACUUCGCUAGCCAAGUGUACCAUUUGCGAGUAAGUGAAUCCACAGGGGUAAGCCCGUUUUGGGCCAGAACUCAGUGAUACCAUAAAUAUAUCUGUAUUUAUGGUAUCAUAAGAGUUCAGGCCCAAAACGGGCUUAGCCCCUGUGAGUGAAUCAGACACUUGGCUAGUGAAGAUGGUACUUCCACAAAACGACUUAUUUUUUCGUGUUUUGUUGUAUCAUGUUAUUAUAAACGUAUUAAUCACCUGACGUUCAGGAAUUCUAAUGGAAGGUAUACAUGUGUAUGUAGAGUAGGAGCUGUGUAGUGCAAUGAUGAUUAAUACAUGAUAGAAUUCCUGAAUAUCGGCUUACAUUGUGUAAAUCUCACUGAAGAAUGGGGACUGAAGUAAAUCUGGAUUGCAUUUUGAAAGAUAUACAUAAAGCGAAAGUAAAAUUACAAUCUGGUUGUAUAUGUUAACUGGGAUCGUUUAUAUUUUUUAUUUAUUUAUUUUUUAAAAAUUAUUUGUUGUUUUAUUGUCUUGGGCAUCAUUUUAGAAAUGUAAUCCAGUCUUGGUUUUUGUUGUGUUUUUUGUUGAGAUUUUCACAAUGAAUUUUCACUUGAAAAAGUACAAAGAAAAAAAUUCCAUAAAUCGUGAAAGAGCAAAUGUUAUCAAAUUUCUCAUCACCAAGGAUAUAGAUCUAUGUGUUGGGGUCUCUAAGACAUUCUGUGAAAUAUGGUCAGGCUGAAAGGAACUUAACUAGUUUGAUUAUAUUUCAAAGCAUGCCAAAGAAACAUGCAAAAGUUUUUAACUCUGAUGUCAUGGCAGUCAAGAUAGCUACGAUAACAUUAGUGAAAUAGGCGGGAAGGAAAAUAAAUGUAUUAUUGUGGUUUCAGUCAAUUUCUCCAGCUUAAAAUUUCAUCAUUUCGCCUACAAAUGUUUUUAGUAAGUAAAUUCAUAAACGACUUAACGGUACUACCGUUUAGUGUCUUCAAAACAGAAACUGCUCCAUGUCGAUAAUUUGAUUUCAUGAUCUUACUCAACCACGAAAAUUUAGUGUUCAUUGAAUAAUGAUGAAACCACAGUAGGCAUUGAUUUCUGUACAGAAAGCAGAUUUUCAAAAUGACAGAAAAUUAAAUGUCCGAUUUUCAACUCUAUCUGUUAUGGAGGUGUUUUGUAAAGAUAGAAGGAAUUUGUCCCAUGUAAAGUACAUCUUUUAAUGCAAUCAUUCAUAUAUAACAAUAGAAACAUACUUUUCAUACAUGUAGAUAUAAAAUUCAUUUUAAAAAAAAAUCCCUUGAACCAUCUUUACUGUGCAUCAGUAUCAUCCCUUAUCUAAACUGAUUUUCAGAAUUAUAUUCAAGAAAAUUCUGGGGUUUUUUUUAAUAAGAGAAAUUGCUAACUGCACAAAAAUAGUAUUCUAUUAUGAAAAGUUGUUGAAAUAUUGGAAUUUUUUUUCUUUAUUUUUUAAAACUUUCUGCAAACAUUUCUGAAUUCCUUGGAUCCUAAUUGUCAGCGAUAAAGUUUGAAUUUCAUAUGUUAGUGACAGUGGUUUGGAGAUGCCAUUGACACCCUAUAUUGCCAAUUGUUUAGAGUUAUUUUUAUUUCUAAAUGUUCCCUCUUGCAAAAUUAACUUUCCAGACAUAAACUGAAAAAAAAAGUAAAAUACAAAAAAAAAAAAAAAAAAAAAAAAAAUGUAACCUCCAAAGGGGGUUAACUCAGUUUACUAAACAUCAUGUAUCUUUCAGUUUAAAACAUCCGUGGUCUUAAGCAUGCAAACUGUUAAUUCUUUCAGGAACAGAACAACCAAUUUCAGUUGUUGAGAAAUUUUGAUAAUAUAUGAAAUGCACAAGGUUGCCAAUCUUGUGUAGUCUAGAGUUGUGUAGACCCGAUAGACCGUGUUGUUAUGGUAUUGUCUGUGUAUUGUAAAGUUCAGCGACAUCUCUAUUUAAAUGUGUGGGACACUUACUAUUGGUCAGAUGUCAUGUGACACUGUUGAUGUAUACAUCUAUUUAGUAUAUACUUGCAAAAUUUUUGAAUUUCUUUUAAAAGUCUGUAUUUCGUUGAUGAAUGUGUAAAAAUAAACUUUUGGCUUCUA
Molecule: messenger RNA, 6819 nt
Organism: Ostrea edulis (European flat oyster)
Lineage: Eukaryota; Metazoa; Mollusca; Bivalvia; Ostreida; Ostreidae
Product: protein mono-ADP-ribosyltransferase PARP12-like
Exons: 8
Coding region: 104-2641 (845 amino acids)
Molecular function (GO): NAD+ poly-ADP-ribosyltransferase activity; metal ion binding
Source: RefSeq, a predicted model, not a curated record